AAGCGCCAUUUUGGGCCUCUUACCAUGCAUUGUGAAUUCCCUCCUGAACGCGCACUGGACCCUCCUAUAUUAACGCAGCACAAAGUCUUUUCACAAGCAGUCGAUUUAAUCUCCCCCACAAUGCCGGGCUUACCGGCUCCUUUGACAUCAUCUGCUCCUCCCAAGAUUCCGAAACCUCGAGGUGAAGUCAGUCGUCUCAACCGAGGAGGCUACAACUUACAAGAGAAAUUAGGGUGGUCACUAUCAGAAUACGAAGACAUC
Suillus plorans is the source of this 261-nucleotide messenger RNA. RefSeq lists its product as uncharacterized. The transcript has a single exon. The annotation marks the transcript as partial. The record is from RefSeq and is a predicted model, not a curated record. Lineage: Eukaryota; Fungi; Basidiomycota; Agaricomycetes; Boletales; Suillaceae.